AUGGCGUCCGCAGGCCAAAAGAAAGAGGGAGGGGCUUCGCAAGCCUUCCGCUCCUUCCGGCCACUGCGGGUCCUUGGCACGGUUAUCGUCGUCUACGAAAUUCCCGGCGCUAGGACCCAGGGGAACACUCCGUACAGCCGACCCAGGCAGCUUGUAACGGUGUGGUUGUGGGCGGAAGUAGGUCCGGCUGGCGUGAGGAGGAAGGGGGGGUUGGACUUAGUGCGCGUGUGCGGAGGCUCGCGAGCCCUGAGGAGAGUACGGGAGCCGAGAGGAGGAGAAUGGCCGUGGAGUGAGGGGAGGAGGAGGCUGCUGCGCGUGCGGGGCGCGCAGUUUGGGCGGUUGGAGGCAGGGCGGAGUCCUGGUCGGCCUCUCUCUCUCUCUCUCUCUCUCUCUCUCUCUCCCCAGCUGCUGGGAGGAGGCGAAGGCGGAGGCGGCGCCGCCUUCCUUCUCUUCCUGCCUUCCUUCCUUCCUUGCCUUCUUCCUCCGGCGGGACUCUGCCCCUCCGGCUCCCCUCGACGUUGUGAUUGGGCAGAAGAUGGCGCCGCGCGGAUGGAAAUCCUAAUGACAGUCUCCAAAAUCGCCUCCAUCUGUACCAUGGGCGCUAAUGCCUCGGCCUUAGAGAAAGAAAUUGGUCCAGAACAGUUUCCAGACAACGAACACUAUUUUGGUUUAGUAAAUUUUGGAAAUACAUGCUACUGCAAUUCAGUUCUUCAGGCACUUUAUUUUUGUCGUCCAUUUCGAGAGAAAGUCUUGGCAUACAAGAGUCAGCCUAGGAAAAAAGAGAGCCUUCUCACCUGCUUAGCUGAUCUCUUUCAUAGCAUAGCCACUCAGAAGAAGAAGGUUGGAGUGAUACCUCCUAAAAAGUUCAUAACAAGACUGCGAAAAGAGAACGAGCUCUUUGACAACUACAUGCAGCAAGAUGCACAUGAGUUUUUAAACUACCUGUUGAAUACUGUAGCAGACAUUUUACAAGAAGAGAGAAAACAGGAGAAGCAAAAUGGUCGUCUGCCAAAUGGCUGUAUUGACAGUGAAAACAAUAACAGUCUGCCAGACCCAACAUGGGUUCAUGAAAUAUUUCAGGGAACAUUAACAAAUGAAACAAGAUGUCUCACUUGUGAAACAAUAAGCAGCAAAGAUGAAGACUUCUUAGAUCUUUCUGUUGAUGUGGAGCAAAAUACGUCAAUUACACACUGUUUAAGGGGUUUCAGCAAUACAGAAACUCUGUGCAGUGAAUAUAAAUAUUACUGUGAAGAGUGUCGCAGUAAACAGGAAGCACACAAAAGGAUGAAAGUGAAAAAACUGCCCAUGAUUCUGGCUCUCCAUCUGAAGAGAUUUAAAUAUAUGGAUCAGCUACAUCGAUAUACAAAACUUUCUUACAGGGUAGUAUUUCCCUUAGAACUUCGUCUGUUUAAUACAUCAGGAGAUGCCACUAAUCCUGACAGAAUGUAUGAUCUUGUGGCUGUGGUAGUUCACUGUGGAAGUGGACCUAACAGAGGACACUAUAUUGCAAUUGUGAAGAGUCAUGAUUUUUGGUUGCUUUUUGAUGAUGACAUUGUAGAGAAAAUAGAUGCACAAGCUAUCGAAGAAUUCUACGGGUUGACAUCAGACAUCUCAAAGAAUUCAGAGUCUGGUUAUAUCCUUUUCUAUCAGUCUCGGGAUUGACUGCGUCUCUAGUGAAAAGUGACUUCCUGCCUUCUCUUUUCUGGAGGAAAGAAGAAAA
Anolis sagrei ordinatus is the source of this 1720-nucleotide messenger RNA. RefSeq names its product ubiquitin specific peptidase 12 (gene USP12). Gene Ontology annotation, cellular component: cytosol; nucleus. Gene Ontology annotation, molecular function: cysteine-type deubiquitinase activity. NCBI's taxonomy places the organism in Eukaryota, Metazoa, Chordata, Lepidosauria, Squamata, Anolidae. The record is from RefSeq and is a predicted model, not a curated record. Gene Ontology annotation, biological process: protein deubiquitination.